AUGCGCUCCCCGGCACGUGGCCCUCGCCGCGCCCCCGCUUCCCCCAGGCGCACCUCCGGGCGCCCGGAGGGCAGAACAGGUGGGGCGGGCCUGGCAGGGGCGUCGGGCCCGCCGAAAAGCCGCGCGGCCCUCCCGACCCUCCCCGGGCCCGCCGGGCGCCCGCCGCCCCCGGACGCGGGCCGCGGCUCAGGGACGGGGGCGCGCCCCCGAGGAAGGGCCGCCCGGCCCGUACGGCGCGCUCGGGGCGGGACACCCGACCGCAGGCGCGCCGACCGGACCGAGCUCGCGCGGCCCGGCAGCAGCGGCCGCGGGUCCGAGGCGGCCGAGACUCGGCGGCGGGCGCCCCCCGGGCGGCCCCGCGGCCCCCCGCCCGGCCGCGCCCGGCCGCCCCUCACCUGGCGUCGCGCGGGGGGCGCGGGCGCGCGGCGGCUCCUCGCGGGCACGCGCUCUCUUCGCGCUCAGGCUCGCGCUUCCCGUCGGCCGCCGCCGCCGCCGCCAAGCGCCCGGGCUCCGACCUCGCGGAGAACAACAAGUCCCCCGCGCCGCCCGCCGCCAGCCCGCCCGCCCGGCUCCCCAGCAUCUGACACCGCUUCCGGGAUCGGCGUCGGCGCGCGGCGCGCCGCCCCGCCCACCGCGCGCCGCCCCGCCCACCCGCCGCGCGCGCCAGCGCCCCGCCCACUCGAGGCACCCCCCCCCCCCCACCGCUUGCCCCGCCCCCGCCCGGGCCCCGCCCAGCGGAGGCUCCGCCCCCGAGCCCACCUGCGCGGAGCCGGCCCGCCGUACCUGUGA
Budorcas taxicolor (takin) is the source of this 789-nucleotide messenger RNA. RefSeq names its product basic proline-rich protein-like. The record is from RefSeq and is a predicted model, not a curated record. Bases 1 to 789 code for a protein of 262 amino acids. Lineage: Eukaryota; Metazoa; Chordata; Mammalia; Artiodactyla; Bovidae. The transcript has a single exon.